AAAGAUUCAUCUGUUUAAUAUUCAGUCAAUAUUUGUGACUUUCCUGUCGUAUCACUGCAGAUUUGUCUUAUGUUAACACAUGUUGCACUGUUCUUUGUCUAACAGAGGAUAAGCCCCACUAUGUAGGGGUGUUAUUAGUAUAGUUCUGCUCUGGACGACUGGAAGAGUACAAGAUCUGGGUCCGUACGUCCCAUCCCAAUAGGCGCUAGUACCUAAUUCAGCAAGUAUGUUGUCACCUAUCUGGCUGAUCUCCCUGAUCAAUGUGGGGCAAUGAAAGUAUGGUAGGAUGGGCUUCAGGACUCUUAUCUCUAACACGAUGACCACCUGAAGUGUGAUGUGCUCCUAAACCGAACUUAAGGAAAUGCUAUGGAUAAUCCACAUGAUGAUGAACCAAUAGCAGGAAUUCAAAAAGAACUGCAAACCAAUGAAUCUGCUCCAGCCGCUGCAAUGGCCCAGACUUAUUUGGACAAACUGGACAUUGUUCCACUAAAUAUUGCGAUCACAGGAGAGUCUGGUUCUGGUAAAUCCACCUUUGUUAAUGCCUUUAGAGGCAUACGCAACAGCGAUAAGGAAAGAGCUGCCCCUACUGGUGUUAAAGAAACCACCACAGAUGUUACAUCAUACCCCCAUCCAAAUUAUCCCAAUAUUACACUUUGGGAUCUUCCUGGUAUCGGCACCACCAAGUUUCCAGCUGACAAGUACCUGAAGCUUGUUAAAUUCAAAAGGUAUGACUUCUUCAUCAUCAUGUCAGCUGAUCGCUUCAGAGAAAAUGAUGUGAAGCUCGCUAAGGAGAUUCAGAAGAUGAAGAAGAAGUUCUACUUUGUUCGCUCAAAGAUUGACCACAACAUACGUGAUGAGGAAGAAACUCAGGGUUCAGAGUUCAACGAAGAAGAGACCCUUAAAGAAAUAAGGGAGGACUGCAUUCAAGGUCUUGUCGAAGGACGUGUUGAGUCUCCACAAGUCUUCCUGGUGUCCAGCUUUAAACUCCACCUGUAUGAUUUCCGUCUGUUAGAGAAAACCUUAGAGGAAGAACUUCCUGCACUCAAGAGGAAUGCUCUGCUGUUGGCUCAGGAUCGAACCUGGCAGUGCCUAUUGCUGUGAGGCAGCAGUGCUGACCAAUGAGUCACUGUGUUGUCCCAAGUUUCAGGGCCUCUGUUUCCCUAAAUUCCUGGUACCCCAAGAUCCUGUUGCCCCAAGUUCCUGUUGUCUCAAGAUCCUGUUUCCCCAAGUUCAAGUCAUCAAUACCUGUGCUGUCACAGUUACUUUGUUUAAUGUUGUAAUAUUUAAUUUAUUAUAUGAAUUUAUUUUGUUUGAACACCCCAGUGUGAUAUCAUGGAUCAACCUGGUCUCACAGAAUUCCGUGAAAUGAACACGGCCCCUUAACUCAAAAUCUGUGGCAGUUUCACGGAAUCGCAAAACAUUCGGUGAUGGGCCCACGGAAGAAUUCUGUGAAAUAAACAUGGCCUCUUAAGUUAAGGAAAAGGUCAUGGGUGGGAUUACGGUUCUGUGACAUGCUGGAAGAACGUGACAGAAAAGAAGAAAGCAACUUUAGGAAACUUGACAUGCGGGACACAAAACCCGGUCUCUUGGGUGAAAGUCCUGUGUUUGACCCUUGUUACACGGAAUUUCGGCCUUACAUGCUACUCGCUACCGUAGUCGCUCUUAAUGCUACGUCAUCUUCUCAUUGACUUUACAUUGGCAUUGUUUUCCGUGGUGGCCACACAGAUCUUUCACACAUUCCAUGCCACCACCACGUAACGCGCUGUUAACAAUUCGUGAUCAUUUCACGGAAUUCUGUGCGACCAGGCUGCAUGGAUAGAUAGAUCUUUAUUGUCAUUGUGCUCAAAGUAUAAUGACAAUAUGUUUACCAGCUCUUCAGUAGAUUUAGUAAUAGUGACAAGGUUUUUGGUGGUGAGGUAGCAGCAUAAGGAGUUGUUAGUGCAAAAAAGUUGUGCAAUGUUUCAGUCUUUGGCAUUAUGGGGAAGACUGUCGCCUUAUGGGAUCAUUAGGUGGUCAUUUCAAACUUAGUCUGCAAAGCUAAGCCAACACUUUGAUCAAAUGAUGAUGCUAACGGUCUAACUACUGUAUCCCUAUGUGCUGUCUUCCCGUCGACCGUGCACUUGUUGUCCUCCCGGGUCAAAAUUAAAAAUGAACACCUUUUUGAUGCUUUUUCUGACAUUGAUAUCCCUUUCCUCAACACUUUGUUUUUGUCGCUUUAUGUUUACGUUUUUGAUGCUUUUGUUACCCAACCACCACUAUCACCAAGUUAUCACCACAUUUACACUUAUUUUUGGAAUUCAUAGACAAUAAUCCUGAUUUGUAGGAAAUUAUAUAACAUUUUUGAGUGAUAAAAGCAGAAAUUAUGAAAUAUCUGGACUAAUAUUAGAGGAACGUAUGUGGAUGGAUAAUCAGAGACUUCAAAGAGUCAGCGUUUAGUCAGAAUACAAUUUUGAAACCAUUUAAAUAUUUUUGAAAUGCCAAAACUUGAAUAAAACAUCCAAAAUUCAAUAAAAGUAGAUAUCAUGAAUUGUACGUGCGAAGACCAUUGUAUGGAAUCAAUCUAAUUUUUGGGUAAUAUUUCUGAUUUUGAAAUUUUGAAAACGGGUCAAAUUGGACCCAAGGAAAACAUCAGGUUUAAUCUGAAUGAAAUGAAGGGUUUUGAAAAAUCAAAUCAAAUGUUCAUUGACAUUAGCUACAAUUUGUGAUUUUGUCAUAACAUGAAAUGAUUUGAAACUAAUGUACUUGCACUUGAUUCUUGCUGUUAGGAGUUUGUAACUUCAUGGUUGACUGAACUUAAUGGAUAAAAGCAUCAGCUAAAUGUUAUGUGAUGAAUGUAAUG
Perca fluviatilis (European perch) is the source of this 2839-nucleotide messenger RNA. RefSeq names its product T-cell-specific guanine nucleotide triphosphate-binding protein 2-like. Gene Ontology annotation, cellular component: membrane. The coding region runs from base 367 to 1101 and encodes 244 amino acids. The transcript is spliced from 3 exons. Gene Ontology annotation, molecular function: GTP binding. NCBI's taxonomy places the organism in Eukaryota, Metazoa, Chordata, Actinopteri, Perciformes, Percidae. The record is from RefSeq and is a predicted model, not a curated record.